AUGGCACCUCCAAAACCGCAGCACUGCACGUACCCUACCCAUUGCAUACCAUCACAGUCCACCGUGUCGGCGCCAGCUUUACCCUUGGACUAUAAAUCCAUGGCUAAAUGCUCUCCUAACACCACCACUUCAUCCACAGACAAAAGGCAUUCCAGCCUUGAACUAGCAGAACAAUUUCUCCAGUUUCCAGAAACACAAGAAACUACCAUGAUGAGUGCCAAGAACCUCGCUCAGCUGGCCAAGAAGUGGCAGAGGGUGGUGGCUAUGGGGAGGAAGAGGCUCACCUCAUCAACAUCAGGGGAGGAAACCGGAGGGCCGUGUGGCACGUCGUGCUCGCCUGUGGCUGGCAAGGGCCACUUCGUCGUGUACACUACCGACGGUGCAAGGUUCGAGGUGCCACUUGCGUUCCUUGGCACGACCGUCUUCGACGAGCUCCUGAGGAUGUCCCAAGAGGAGUUCGGCUUCACAGGCGUUGAUGGUGGCAGAAUCACGCUGCCCUGUGACGCAUCAAUGAUGGAGUACGCCAUGUGCUUGCUCAGGAGAAAUGCGUCCUCAGAGAUGGAGGCUGCAUUCCUCAACACCAUGGCGAUGCCAUGCCACUAUCAUGCGGAGCCACAUCUCGGAGUUAGCCAGCAUUAUGGUGUCUGCAGCUCCUGA
This is a messenger RNA of Triticum aestivum (bread wheat), 657 nucleotides long. RefSeq names its product auxin-responsive protein SAUR36-like. The transcript has a single exon. The record is from RefSeq and is a predicted model, not a curated record. NCBI's taxonomy places the organism in Eukaryota, Viridiplantae, Streptophyta, Magnoliopsida, Poales, Poaceae. Gene Ontology annotation, biological process: response to auxin. The coding region runs from base 1 to 657 and encodes 218 amino acids.